Messenger RNA from Impatiens glandulifera, 1781 nucleotides. Its product is annotated as increased DNA methylation 2. Bases 316 to 1461 code for a protein of 381 amino acids. Lineage: Eukaryota; Viridiplantae; Streptophyta; Magnoliopsida; Ericales; Balsaminaceae. Gene Ontology annotation, cellular component: nucleus. The transcript is spliced from 4 exons. The record is from RefSeq and is a predicted model, not a curated record.
UCUCUCCCCUCUAAACCCCUUCUUCUCUUUCCUCCAAUAAAGGUAUCGUAUUUUGUGUUCAUUGAUCUGGUUGGGCGGAAGGAAUUAUAUGCUCUUGAUUCACUGUUUGUUCCAAAAGAUUACUUCGUUGUUUGAACUCUGCAGAACGUCAUACAGACGCCGAACGAUUAUACUUGAUUCGGUGAUAGACAAUCACACCAUUUUCAUCAUGCAUUUGGUAAAAAUUUGAGGGUAGGGUGGUGUUCUCUAAUAGUACUACAAGUUCUUUCAAAGCUCAGGUUGGAGAUAUCAGACGUGAUUUGUCUAACAGUUGGAAUGGCUAGUUUUCUUAAAGCUAUCAAGUCAUCAGAUAAUGGUAACAAAUCAAGUCAAUCUGUGCCAACUGAUGAACAAUGUUUUCUCCUAUCAUUCAUCAUGGGUGCCUUCCUUGGUCCUGACCUCAAAGGAGAAAUUCCUCGAAAGUCUGUCAUGCAGAGACGGGCUGAAGGAUUAGCACUUUAUUCCUUUGACCAACUGGAAAAAAAUCACAUGAAAAAGGUAGAUUUGGAGAGGAUUUAUUAUCAUAUUCUCAAACAAGCAGAUCAAUCCUUCAUAAUGAAACCAUCUUGGUUAGACCUGUUCUUCCAAGGAAAUCUCCUUACUUUCUCUGGUUACCCUCAAUUUCCCAAUCUUUUCCCUCCCCGCCUUCAUCCCCAGUGUAAGAACAAAAGCCGUUAUAAGAUCUUCAAAAACAUAGUUUUGAUAGAUACUCCAGAUUUAUCAUACUUAGAACCUCGAGAUGUAGAGCGGUUUAGAAGGCUGACUGGGCUUGAUGAUAUUAAUUUCGACAAGGGCUGGUUGAACAUGUUAGAUGUUUCUUUGCCUUCUGCGAGCCCUUCUCCAAGUCUUCAGUGGUUGAAGGCAAAUGGAAAUGAAUCUUGUAAUGGUGAUGCUGAAACAAACGGUUUUGUGGCUCCAUUACAGACUGAAACAAACGGAGGAGUAAUGGAGAAAGGCGAUUCAGCAGGUUUGAUACUCCUUUCCAAUCGUCCGACACAGGAAGAGUGGGAAAAUAUUGCAAAGGCAACAAAAAGUGGAACCGUGCUCACUGGAACUGCUGUAAUGGGACAAAUGGGGAGAGUUAUUGGUCACAUUGAUAUUGGAGAAUGUGAAGAAUCAUACUUAUUUCGUGUAUAUCUUCCAGGGGUUAAAAGGGAUGAAAGAGAAUUUGUUUGUGAAGUUGAAAGCGAUGGGAAAGUAAUGAUAAGUGGAGUGACAACAGUAGGUGAGGAAAUAGUUCACAGAAACAACAUGACAUUUCGUAUGCAAACGCAGAACUUUUGUCCGAUCGGGCAUUUCGCCAUCUCGUUUAAGCUUCCAGGCCCGGUUGAUCCUCAGCAAUUUUCUGGUAACUUUGGUACUGAUGGAAUUCUCGAGGGAAUAGUUAUGAAAGAGAGUUCAAGUCAAGAUAGCGACGAGUGAUUAGAGUUUUUUCGCUGAAAUCAAGUAUCGUUUACCCUUAUACAUGGUUUAGCUUGAAAUCAAAAAUUGUUUAACCUAUCAAAAUCUAGAAAGGAAAAAGAAGUUAGUGUUUUCUUUUGGUUUGCUUUUUAUAUAUACAGUGAAAUUUCGACUGUAUGUUCUAGUUACUGAGAUUGAACCGGGCUUGGCCAGGUCAGGUCAGGCCGGGUGGAACUUUCAUAGCAUUUGACGGAUAUGUUAAUUUAGCUACUAAGUUACGAAAAGCUCGGGUUGGUGGGUUUAUUGGUUCGAGUAAAUUGUGGUUGGUUUAGUUUGAUGUA